AUAGCUUAGCCAGUUGGUUGCUCAGAUUAACGCAACCCUUCAGCAAGCAUACACGGUGUUUGGACCUUUACAGGGAGAAAAGUAUCAAAGAUGCAAACCACUCCUGUUCUGUUUCUGCUGUUCUUGCCAGCAAUAGUGUGGGGGCGGUGCAACAUCCCAGCCUACUUUCACGGUGACUGGUACAGUCGAGAAUCGGGUACAGACAUCAAAACUCUGAUCAACGCCGACAAGUGGGACAGUAAUGAGGAUGAAACACAGCUAGAGUGUGUGGACAUUUUCAUCCACUCCAACUCCGGGCUUCAGCAAGACGGAGACAAUGUGACUAUGCUUAUGGUCAAAACGGGAGGGAGUAAUUUGAACACAUGCUACAUGUGCGUCGAUGUCUUGUGGAGAACUCCAAACAUUCUACAAUAUAGACAAGAGGACUGUAUAACAGCGCGGUCUGGGAGCCAGAUUUCGCUGAACGAUUCCUGUAAGUCGAUGAACCCUUGGUACGGGCUUCCCAGCAUUGAUGUCACUUUCACCAUGUUCAAACAAUCCCUAGAGAAGAUUAACUGUGUAACAACAUUUGAGGGGGUGUAUCAGUUUUCCUAUGAAGUGGAUACCGGUGGUGGAGGUAUCUGUAACCACCCAGAUAGCCAGAUCAAAGCUUGCCAAGAACCUGGAUCUCAAUAUGUCGACAACAAUGUGUUUGUCAUGACGUAUCGGAAGUGCCUUGAUGUGUCGACGUCAAAAAAUGAACAGAUUCGGUACCAGUGUAUGGGUUCGUGGUUCGCGGUGAGGAGUGGAAUCGGCUACACCUAUGCUGCUGUUGCUGACACCGUGGAACAGGAUACCAGAGAAAAAUUCAAGUGCAUGAUGACAUUGAAGAACCAGAAAGAUGCCAACAAUCAGAUCCGAUGGGUCAUGUCUCGUUUCCCCGAUUGCACAAGUUUGAGUGGCGUUUACAGGGGUCCACUCAAAUUAGUUUUAACCAGAAUUCCAAUUUCCAACGAUUACAAUACCCCUCGCUGCAGUUUCGAUAAGGAUAUAGUUGGCAAUUGGUUCAUAAAGCGUAAUAGAAUGACUAUAGAUGAUAAAAUGCAUUUCCCUCCUGCACUGAAUCAAAUGGAUUUCUAUUUGUCCUGUCAGCAAACAAAUGGAACUCGAUAUCUUCUGUCACAAACAGUACUUGGUAAAUGUGAUGUGAACUAUGUGUGUAUGGACAUUGAACCAAGAAAUGAACGCUUUCUUCAACUUAAAGUUGGUGUGCCAUUCCGAGUGGAUCUCCGCGAGUUAGAGGACCCAGGACUUCUGUUUCGAGCUAAUUGUGAAACCCUGGCGGAUACAUCCGACAUCCUGCUUGAUAAAUACCCUAUUUCUAUUUAAGAUCUCAGUAAAAAGUUCAUCAUGUUAUGCUGCAUUGUUUUAUUUUACCACUUGAAUAAAACAUUAUUAAAUACCA
This is a messenger RNA of Magallana angulata, 1444 nucleotides long. RefSeq lists its product as uncharacterized. Bases 91 to 1368 code for a protein of 425 amino acids. Lineage: Eukaryota; Metazoa; Mollusca; Bivalvia; Ostreida; Ostreidae. The record is from RefSeq and is a predicted model, not a curated record. The transcript has 10 exons.